AUGUACGAGCCGCGACGAUAUGCAGAAUGGUUACACAGCGAGGUCUUUCUGCCCGUCGUCGUUGUAAUUGGAAGCGAGGCGGCCAAAGCACGGGUAAAGGAUGUUAAUGGUUUGUCGCUGGCGGAGCUCUUCGCCCCUUUCGGUGGCCACUUCCGGGGAAUCUCGGUGUCAGCCCAAUCCUUGGAAAGACAGAUCCCUAUCGAAAAUCUACGGGUCCGCUACGCUGACGCUGACCUGGCAGUCCAACUCAGCACGUUACAAGCAGACCAGGUGGCUGCAUGGACAGUAGAAUCUAGUGCAUUGGCAGGGAGACCCAACAGCCUUGAGCCUCCAAGCCCAUGGUAUGAGCAGUGGCGCAAUGCAUUGUUCGGAUCUCUGAGAUGGUCUGAGCACGAGGCUUUGGACCAACCCGCAGCCGCCAUGCUGGUGGUCUUGUCCAAAGAGCCUGAUCCGGUCAUGCAGUUGGAACAGCUGCUCCACGCUUCCAAGAUGCCACCGUUGUGCACUCAAGGAGUGCUGGAUCCUGUUCCCUCACGGGUCGCUGUGCUUCUCCACGACGUUUCAGAUCCAGAGAGCCCCACGCAAGAAGAUUUUACCAGGAAUCUGGAAAGCAUCAGGGCACGUUUUGCCCCGAAUCUGGUCUUGGCGCUUCAAAUCAACCAUGGCUGCGCAGACUUCCUCAUGCCAGAGGCAGAGGACUUAUUCAAAUCCUUUCUGGUGCAGACUGCUCCCCCGCCGCCACCACCAGCAGAGGCUGCGGACACAGCGAAGCCCAACCCGGCCAGCCCGGGAUCGCGCCUCACGCGUGAAGAUCUUCAAAGCUUGGCGCAGGUUGGAACAGAAGUGGUGGUAAAGAGUGCCGUGCCGUGGAUGGAGAAGCAGCUCCAGCAGCUGGAGGCACAGAUCUCGCAGGCUCGUAAGGGCUUCCGCAACCAGCUGAAGUAUCUGUGGCGCAAGCCACGCGAGGGAGAGUUGCUGCCCGACUUCUCAGGCAACGCCUGCGGCUGGCUUAGCCAGGCACCACUGAGGAUGGACGUCAUCACAGAGGCUAAGAGGAGGUCCGUGCAGCACUGCGCAGGUGAGCUCUCAGAGUCCACAUGGACAUCUUCGGUUCUGAACAUCGAAGUGUUGAUUCUUGCGAGGCCGGUGGUGGUGGAAAGAAAGGCAGAUGCAAGCGCGCUGGAAACAGCGGAGCUGCCUGUAGCAGUCAAGAUACCCCUGGACAAGCAGUAUGUUCCUGUUAUCAGGAACAACCGCACAGUCAUGUACAAGACUGCCUAUUUCGGCACCAUUUUUGUGGGCCUUCCUCGCCCCCAAAAGUUCACAGUCGUUUUUGAUACUGGCUCUGGGCAUUUCAUUGUCCCUUCGAAGAAGUGUGAGAUGCCUGCCUGCGCGAAUCACACCGCUUAUGAUCGCAGCUUGUCGUCUUCUGCGGUCGACCUUGACCACGAUGGCAACGUUGUUCCCGCAGAUUCCGAGCGAGACCAGGUUGCCAUAGCGUAUGGAACUGGGGAAGUUGUUGGCGAGUUCUCACGCGAGGCCGUUUGCCUGUCCAACUAUGAUGGUGAAGCAGAGGAGGCAGCGCUGAAGCACCCCGACUGCCUCCAGGUGAGGGUUGUGCAAGCCACGGAGAUGACCGAUGAGCCAUUCCAGCAAUUCGAGUUUGACGGAGUGCUGGGGCUGGGCUUGGAAAGCUUGGCGCUGGAUCCAGAGUUCAGCUUCUACGGCCAGCUUACGAGGAAGUCUGAGACACUUGCCUGCCACUACCGACGUGCACAUCUGCGGUUGGUGACAAUGCCAAUCUACGAGGAGAAGCUGAUCUGUCCUUUGGCGAUCCACUUCACCCAGGAGCACAUCAAGACCCACUUUCAAGAUGGCCGUCUUGUGGAAGCGACGAUUCCGGAAAUCCUGGCAGCCCCAUCAGGCGGUGCAGACUAUGACAUCAUUUUGAAGGCGCCGUUCCCGAACAUUGAGAUCCUCCGGUGGCACGCUCCUGACUGUGGAGAUAAGGAAGAGCAGUGGUACACAUUAGACAACCGACGGCUCUAUUGUUUACAGCGCAUGGCCGUGGAGCACUGGCCCAAGCGCGUGGCGGCCGUUGUUGACAUAUUGUAUGCUGACAACGGCAAGGUGAGGAGGAAGUAUGACUCAACAACGAGCGGACGCUCCGUAACCAUCUCUCCCUCCGUCAAGGUACCAGCGCUUAGCAGGUGGGACUGGCGGCUUCGCGUGGACCCUGAACCUGAUCCCACCGCAGCAGUGGCGGCCUACGAAGCCGUAAACUCGGACAAGUCAAAGCCGUCCGUGAGCGAGCUCUGCGAUGUACCCGGCCCAGCUUUUGAAGCUUUGCUUCGAGCUUCGACCGCAUCCUUCGUUUCCAACUUGGCGGCACUCCUCGCCGCGAAACCGGAAGCCGAAGAACCCGUGGCGCCAUCUCCCACAGAGAGUACGGCGGCUUCCUCAGAUGGCUCUGAAAGCCGCGAAGAGACCCCGCGAAAGGAAGUCGGAAAGCCCAAGCUCCUUUUGCAGAAAGCAGAAGAUGAGGCCAAAGCUGGUCAAGCCGAUGGUCUCGAACAACAGGCGGUGCGGCUGGUACAAGCCCAACUUUGCCAGCCUGGCCGCAAAGGAUUUGUAUGGAUUGACAAUUGGCACGACCACUUUCAAAAACAACUGGGCAGUCUUCGAACUUUCUUGGAGGGCAAGCCGGAUCUUUUCGUCGUGAAGCCAGGCAGAGGGCGAAGUUACAGGGUGGAGGCGGUUCCACCUAUUCAUGCUUCUGAGACGAUGUGGAAAAAGAAAACGUCUCAAAGAUCCACUGGGCGUAAGGACGUGUGUUGCGCUCUCACAGGAGAGGACCUGAUGAGCCAGCUCGCUCCCAUCUUCGGUGUCUUCAUCGCUAAGGAGGACAAAGACGCAAGCGAGAUCUCCCUUGGUGGCUCAAUUCCCGGUACCGAACUAGUAGAAACACCCUUUCUCCAAACGGAGAGUCAUCUACGCUCUAACUACCACUUUUUCAGGUGUGGCACCCAGAAGCCAUGUGUCAUCAUGGCGAAGCAACUCCUGGCCGCAGCCACAAGGGUCGCUGUGCUCAUCCUUUCUCUCAACUUCGUGGAAUCUGCUGAAAGCUCGGGGGUCGGGGAUGCGACCUCUUUCUUGGCGCUUCCUCCGCUCGGCAAAGGCACCCUUCCCAAGAGGGUUGAGCAGGAGACCGUACCCGGCACCGCACCAGAUCUUGCCUCGGCCCUUGCAGCCCUCAAGGCUAAGGCCGAACAGGCCAAGGUGCCUUCGGAAGCGCAGGCUGAACCGAGUCAGACCAAUGCGCCUGUCAAGAUCCUGGAUCAAAGCUGCAACGGCAGCCAGCACGCCCCAGAUUUGGCCGGAGAUCUUGCAGCACUCUUAGCAAAGAAGAAUCAGGAAAAUGCGACACAGGCUUUGGCAAAGCCAUCUGCCGAUCACUUGCAUACCGUCCGUCUUAUCAAGCAGUACGUCCCCAUUGAAAAGAAUGGCACUGUUGUGGCAUACAAGACUGCGUACUUCGGGAAGAUGCAUGUGGGCAGUCCGCAGCCGCAGAACUUCACGGUCGUGUUUGAUACGGGCUCGGCUCACUUGGUCAUACCCAACAGUGCCUGCCAGAGAGACACAUGCCUCAAACACAACCGAUACAACGAGUCUAUGUCGGAAAGUGCUGUGCCCAUCGAGCACGAUGGCACUGUUUUACCAAAGGGAGGUAUUUCUCAGCACUCCGUCAGCAUUACCUUCGGCACAGGUAAGGUCUCAGGGACGUUUGUCAAAGACAAGGCAUGCCUAGGAGGCGCGGAUUCGGAGAACCCAGGCUGUGCCACGGUGAAUAUGGUUGUUGCCAAUGACAUGAGUGACCAACCUUUCAGCUUGUUUCACUUUGAUGGCAUCUUGGGGCUGGGCUUGGAAGCUCUUUCUCUCGGCCCUGGCUUCAGCUUCUUCGGGCAAAUGGCUGCCGAGCUGCCGAUGCAAUCCCGAUUUUCGGUCUUUCUGGCCCGCAGUGACCAGGGCCAGAGCAGCAUCUCCUUCGGAGGUCACGAUGAGAGCAAAGCCGCAUCAGGCUUCUCCUGGGUACCCGUGGCCAAGCCAGAGUUGGGCUACUGGCAGGUGCAGGUAUAUCAGGUAAGGAUUGGUGAUGCAGUCCUGGAUGAGUGCGCCGACGGAGGCUGUCGCGCUAUCCUGGACACGGGCACGUCCCUGCUUGGAGCUCCACGACAGGCCAUCAAGACACUCCAUUCGCUGCUGUCUCGAAAUGUCCUAGUUGCUCCACAGGGAAUCGGCAACGGAGAAGGCUUCGUCACGCAAGAGAUGGCAGAUCAAGCGCUGGCAAGAGAUUGCAGAGAGCAGGAGGGCGCUCUUCUCACUUUCGACUUGGGCCCGGAGGUUCCCGGAAUCGCGUUGGAUCCGGAGGACUACUUUCGACCAAAGCCUUUCAAUAUGACUGUGCCUGAGGCUCCAGAUGCCUGGAAGCUGACCUGUCGGUCGCUUCUGCUGCCUCUGGAUCUAAAGGAACCUCUUGGCCCCCGAACCUUCAUCUUGGGCGAGCCGGUCCUCAGGAAGUACUACACCAUCUAUGACUGGGCCUCACGCCGAGUCGGCUUUGCAAAAGCUGACCAUAGUCAAGAUGGUGAAGUCGAGGGCGCGAUCGAUUCACCAGAGGAGGGAUCGCUCAUUGCAGGGGCCCCCCUGAGCAGGAAAGGCAACGGCAGCAUUUCUAGCGCGAGCAUAAACAUGGAGAGAGUAUCCUCGGAGCUGCAUUGGGCCCCCGUAGCAAAGCCAGAGCAUGGGCACUGGCAGUUAGCUGUCAGAAGCAUCCGAGUUGGCAACGAGACAGUGGACCUCUGCGACACCGGCGACUGCACUGCAAUCGCAGACACAGGGACGUCUCUCAUAGGUGUGCCAAAGGCCUAUGUCCAAAAGAUGCAUUGGCUCUUGGCACGACGGGUUGACGAUGACAAAGUGCCUCCGGCAGACUCCUCUGAGUAUUUUGACUGCAGGAACCAGCAAGGGCCGGACAUCGUCUUUGACCUCGGUGAUGGGCUAGAACUUACGGUUGGUGCAGAGGAAUACUCCCGUCCAGCAGCCCUGCGUGUCAUCACGAAUGCCACUGGUGAGGAGGAGCUUAUAUGCCGAGCUUCUCUCCUGCCGGUUGAGGAGAUACCAUCCAUAGGUCCCAAGGCGUGGAUUCUAGGCGAGCCGGUGCUCCGCAAGUACUACUCAGCUUACGACUGGAAGCGAGAGCACGUGGCCCGGAGUUUGCUGAAAAGCUUUCGGACGAAUGCUGCAACACCUGGCAGCGUCUUUUGGUUCGAGCGCGGCCCCAGCUUUCUCUCCCAGCUUCGUCACAUGCAGAUGGGCGUCUGCCGAAGGCUGCGGCUCAGGAGGAAAUCCACGCCGCAGAAUGCUGCUGAAUCGCAACGAACUCCGAUAUUGUCGGACUUGCCGGUGAUUUUGCUUCGCAACAUCUUGGAAGUACUACACUUGCCUGAGCUGGCUGCGUUGCAAAUGGCGAGCGCUGAGUACCAGCAGAUUCUGCGAAAUGCCAUUGGGGAGGAGGCCGCAGCGCCCGUUUUGGUAUUCUUGCAGAUUGACACCGCUGCUGCUGGAGCUGCUGGAGUAGAGGUCUGCGACGUUUCUGCCUUUCGAGCACAGUCGUGGAGCCCAGGGCGACCUUUGACGAUCAGCGCCAAGCUGCCAAGCGCGGAGCUGGACUUGUGGACGGAGCACUUAGCGCAGUUUUUCCCUGGCCGCCUUCUCUGCUUCCCGCAGUUCGAGGUGAGAGGACUGGCAGGGGUGUCGCAGCUGUGUGAGCUGAGAUCCCUUGAAUCCCAGCUCGGACAGCUCAAAUGCCUUCGCUUGCAGAGCCUUGAGGAGGAGGACGUCACAGGGUUUGUGUCGCUCCUGCGCAAGAUGUCCCUCGAAUCGCUACAGAUCAAGGACUUUGCAAUUGACAGGCCGACUCCUGCGACUCUGGCACCGAUUCUCAGAGCUCUUCCUUCGACCUGCACCGAGUUGGAUAUUCGCUACGUUCUUCCCGCA
Messenger RNA from Symbiodinium necroappetens, 6057 nucleotides. NCBI's taxonomy places the organism in Eukaryota, Dinophyceae, Suessiales, Symbiodiniaceae. The record is from the annotation of a GenBank genome assembly.